GAUGGGACUUCUAGGCAGAAAGAGAUCGGCCCCAGGCAGAGUCCAUCCAGCUGGCUGGUGGGAAAGAAACAGCUGCCUGCAGAUCCCUGUCACAGAGAAGAGAUUAGCUGGAGUGAAAACAUUUCCCUGGAGCCACAGCAAUGGAGCCAAUUCUUCUCCUCCUGCUCCUCAGCCUGGGCUGGACUUGCAGCGGCCGGCUGACGGUGCUGCCCCAGGAGCCGCUCGUCCAGAUUGGAGGUACCAUUCAGUUGAACUGCUCCUUGGACUGUCCGGAUGGGAAGCCCCAGUGGAAAGGGCUGGACACCAACCUGGGGAACAUCAUCUCCACCCCCACCUAUAGCCUCCUGCUCAUCACCAAUGCCGCUGUAGCCAUGGAGGGCACGAAGGUCUGCGUGGGGAACUGCCAAGGGAAGUCCCACCAGGAGACGACCAGCCUGCAAGUGUACUCUCUUCCAGACACCUUGCAGCUGGAAACCCAGCCAAAGGAGCUGGUGGCUGGUCAGCCAGCCCAUCUCCACUGCUCUAUUGGCAAGGUGUACCCACCUGGCUCCUUGACCCUGAGCUGGUAUCGGGGGGACCAGAGACUGGAGAGCCCAGACCCUGAAGAAGCGGCUGAUGACGAGGAGCUGUUCAGUUAUGACUCUGAGCUGGAGGUCCCAGGGGAGAAGGUGACGGAGGGCCUGGAGUUCAGGUGUGAGGUGGAGCUGCUGCUGCCCUCAGACAGGAGUUUCCACCGGGCCACAGCGGUGACUGUGAGCACAAAAGCUGUAGCAGAGCAGCCCACAACUGGGUCAGUCACUGGCCGAGAGAAUCCCAGAACUGAGUCUCCGGCUACUACAGAGAAGCCCCCUGCUACUGACUGCAGCCCCACAACUGGGCUUGGGGCUACUACAGAGAGCCCCACCGCAGAACUGACUUCUGCAGAGAGCCCCACCACAGAGUUCAUUGCCACAUCUCACAAGCCCAGUGCCAAAGCCACCUCUGUCCCCUGGCUGGUGACCACAGAGACCCUCGCCACCGAGUCCAGGGCUGCCUCACAGCACCCCAGUGCAGGCACAGCCACAACUGACUGGAGCCCCAGCAGCGGCUUGAGUUCUGCUACAGAGAACCCCACCACAGGGGACGUGGCUUGCACAGAGAACCCCACCACAGGGGACGUGGCUUGCACAGAGAACCCCACCACAGGGGACGUGGCUCGCACAGACAACCCCACCACAGGGGACGUGGCUCGCACAGAGAACCCUCUCACCAAGAAAGCCACUAGUGUCCAGAUCCCCAGAACAGAGUCUGUCUGCAACCUGCAGAUCAGGCCUGUCCCUUCUAAAGGGACCACCGGGGAAGCCCUGAAGAUCAUAUGCGAGGCAGAGUGCGGUGAGGAUAUUACCAUCAGGUGGCUGAAAACCCCUGUGGAGCUCUCUCAGUACCAGGAGGAGGCGUCCAAGGGCAAAUCCAUCCUGACAGUUGACCGUGUAGAUCUCGACCACCAAGGGAUCUAUGAGUGCGUCCUGCUGAGCAGGAGACUCCAGGUGGCAAGCCUCCACAUCGCUGUGUCUGCUGCUACCUUCAGCACCGACUCGGCCAUCGCGGUCGGGACGGCAAGCUCCCUCCUGGGCCUGAUCGUCACAGCGUUUGCGUCACAUCGCCUGUGGCGACGACUCCACCCACCGGGCGUGACGAGCCCUAAGGGGAACAGCGUUUAGGUGCCUGUGGCUCCGUCGGGACUUGUUUUGAACAUUCAUCCUCUUUCCACUGACGAGCUUGCCCGUUGUUAUGGAAAGCUUGGUAUCAGAGCCAGCCGGGCCCCCUGGACUGCACCUGGCCAGAGAAGGGAGUGGAGGAGCUGCCUGAUGCUUGGGCUGCUGCUGGGAGAGCUGGGUAAAUGGCCAAGCUGGAAGCUGCCCAGCAGAGCUGAGCAGACCUUUGGGGUGACCAGUCUCUUUCC
Messenger RNA from Mauremys reevesii (Reeves's turtle), 1942 nucleotides. RefSeq names its product mucosal vascular addressin cell adhesion molecule 1 (gene MADCAM1). Gene Ontology annotation, molecular function: integrin binding involved in cell-matrix adhesion. Gene Ontology annotation, biological process: heterotypic cell-cell adhesion; integrin-mediated signaling pathway; positive regulation of lymphocyte migration. NCBI's taxonomy places the organism in Eukaryota, Metazoa, Chordata, Testudines, Geoemydidae. Bases 141 to 1700 code for a protein of 519 amino acids. Gene Ontology annotation, cellular component: membrane. The record is from RefSeq and is a predicted model, not a curated record. The transcript is spliced from 5 exons.